This is a messenger RNA of Salarias fasciatus (jewelled blenny), 2293 nucleotides long. RefSeq names its product minichromosome maintenance complex binding protein (gene mcmbp). The coding region runs from base 113 to 2014 and encodes 633 amino acids. Gene Ontology annotation, biological process: DNA-templated DNA replication. The transcript is spliced from 16 exons. The record is from RefSeq and is a predicted model, not a curated record. Gene Ontology annotation, molecular function: chromatin binding. NCBI's taxonomy places the organism in Eukaryota, Metazoa, Chordata, Actinopteri, Blenniiformes, Blenniidae.
CCGCCCUGACUUCUACGAGCCUGUGUGUUGGGAGAAAGUAAUCAAAGUAGUGUUUUCGCUCGGCUUUCCCUCUGAUUUUCCACUCCUUGUGAUUGUUUGCCCCAGGCCGACGAUGCCCUCCACGCAGGACUGGAUCAACAACCCUCUGGGUGUAGUGGAAGGGAUGUUCGCUGCGUCCCAGAACAGUCCGAACUCCGGAUGGGAGAUGAAAGCGGUUGAAUUUUUUAAAGAUCAGCUGAAAGAGAAGGACACUCACACCCUGGUCCCGUCUCUGAACGACGUCCCGCUGCACUACCUGAAGCCCAACAGCCUGGUGAAGUUUCGCUGUUUCAUCCAGGACAUGUUCGAUCCGGAGUUCUACAUGAGCGCGUACGAGACUGUCGAUCCCUCCACAAAGGCAAAAGCGUUGCGCUGUGGGAAGUACAGAGACGUGACAGAAUGCGGGGUGGAUUUCAACUCCUCAAACACUGUAACUUCAGAGCGACAGACUUUCUACUGCGUCCCAAUCCCUGGAGAGAAUCCCUGGGUGAAAGAAAAGUAUGCCGGCGACAGCCAGGCCAGAGUCGUGCCCUCCACCUCUUACGUCCCCAGCAGACAGAAGCGGAGCCACGAGGACGACGAGGACGACGACAUGGACACGCAGCCGCAGAAACAGAGGGAACCGCACACCGGUCCUCACAGCCAGACGGAACAACACGGAAGCAGCGACUGUAAGCGUCAGGAGACGGAGGCGCCGUCCGGCCCGGCGGCGUCCGCGUCCCAGGUGGACCUGAACUUCCCCCUGCCGGGAGAGCGAGGCCCCGCCUGCCUGGUCAAGGUGUACGAGAACUGGGACAGCUUCAAACUGAACGAGAUGCUGGAGGUGUUCGGGAUCCUGUCCGUCAGCCCGGCUCUCUCCGCCCUGGCCGAGGAGAAAGACGCGACGUCGUCCCUCCUGGACCCGAUGGAGGGGAUGGAGUCGGCGGAGGAGCAGAGGGUGCACUGCCCUCCGGCCUCGCUCGUCCCUCGCCUCCACAUGCUCUGCGCCCGGACGCUGCCUCACAACAACCCGCUGCUGCCCGCCGCCGCGCCGGGGGACAACAGCGCCUCGUUGUCGGCCAGCGUGAGCGAGAUGGCCUCGGUGAGGGAGGAGCUGCUGGCGUACUUCACCCACGUUCUCCUGGGAGACGCUCUGGCUGCCGAGUACCUCGUCCUGCAUCUCAUCUCUGACGUGUACACCAGGCGGGACGUCCUCCCUCUGGGGAAGUUCACCUUGAACCUGAGCGGCUGCCCCACCGUGUCCUCGUACACCGAGCGCCUCUACCAGAUCAUCCAGCAGCUCGUGCCCUCGUCGUUCUACCUGGGCAUGAGCCUCCAGAACAUGAACCAGAUGAGCUUCGUGCCCAGAAAGGACUACGUGGCGAACCGGUUAGUGAGCGGCGCGCUGCAGCUGGCCAGGAACACGACCCUCUUCCUGGACGAGACCAAACUGCAGCAGGGGCAGCUGGACGCCACAGGUGUGCGCAACGUCACGGCCCUGGGAAACCUGAUCUCCUGGCAGAAGGUGGAUUAUGACUUUAACUACCAUCAGAUGGAAUUCCCCUGCAAUAUUAACGUUCUGGUGGCGUCAGAGGGCCGAUCGCUGCUGCCGUCGGACAGCCAGGUUCACCUGCAGCCCCAGGUCGCGCCGGCGCAGCUGGACCAGUACCUCGGGAGCCUCCACCUUCACCCCCAGACCUCGGCGCAGCUCAACAAGUUCAGGAUGUACCUGAGCAUGGCCCGGCUGCUGGACUACAGCAUCUCCGACGAAGUCACCAAGUCGGUCGAGGAUGACUUCGUAGACAUGAGGAAGGACGACCCCCAGAGCGUGUCCGCCGAGGACCUGCACAGGAUGCUGGUGGUGGCAAGGCUGCUGUCCGUCAGCCUGGGACGGACGUCGCUCUCCAGGGACGGCUGGCUGAGAGCCAAACACAUCGAGAUGCAGCGCAAGAGCCGGGUGGAGCAGCACAAGAGCGUCAACGGCAACGAGCCGUGAUCCGACCGGCGGGCGCAGGAGGAUAGGAUCUUUUUGUUUUUUUUUUUUUUUCCUCAGUUGCUACAGCAAGUAAAGAAGUUUUUCAUUUGCCAUACAGCUCAGGUGUUCAACUUUUUUACCGAGUUGCCGAGUUUAGACGGAUUCACACUUAAGGUUCUGAUGGGUCGUUUGUACAGCAGCUGGUCCGUUCGUUUCCUUCACCACGUGCACUGUAUGGCAGCAGCUGCUGCGGACCAAACGUUUUGUUUACAAAAAAGUACUUUUUUAAACUUCAAUAAA